Drosophila arizonae is the source of this 1297-nucleotide messenger RNA. RefSeq names its product arrestin domain-containing protein 17. Gene Ontology annotation, cellular component: cytoplasm. Lineage: Eukaryota; Metazoa; Arthropoda; Insecta; Diptera; Drosophilidae. The record is from RefSeq and is a predicted model, not a curated record. Gene Ontology annotation, biological process: protein transport.
UCAACAAAACGGCAGACAACGCGCGCGAGUCGAACGGUGCUGAGUUCCGAAAAUGAGCCAAAUCUGCGACAUCCAAUUGGAGAGGCCCAGUGGGGUCUACCAUGCCGGCGAGACGGUAAAUGGUCACAUUUACCUAACUCUGACGGAGCGUGCCCUAAUCAAAGCCAUUUUUCUGGAGUCGAAUGGCUAUGCAUCAACGUCAUGGGACACGCCCAAGAAAUCAAAGAAGGCUAAGCCCGGCAGUGAGCCAGAAGUCAGGCCGUACCUUCACUUUGGCCAGCGUGUCGACUACUUUGCCAAGGUGGACUACUUUGUGGGCUCGGAGGCGGCGCUGCCGCAGCUGAUGGCUGCAGGCGCCUAUCGCUACGACUUCAGUGUGCAGCUGCCCGAGGGUUGCCCCAGCAGCUUCGAGGGGGCGCAUGGCCAAAUACGCUACACGCUGCAGCUGCACGUGCAGCGGGGCGGGGAGCAGCCAACGGAACCGGCCUACGUGCGGCAUCUGGAGCUGAUUGGGCGUGACCCGAGUCAAGAGGCGCAACAGCUGCAGCAGCUGGGCGAGCAGCCCUGCGAGGUGAGCGCCGUCGAGCUGCGGCCGGCAUUGAAGUUCUGGCACCGUGCCCUGCAGCUGCAGCUCAAUGUGCCCCGGUCGAGCUACGAGCCCGGCAUGGGCAUCUCGGUGCACGUGCAGUUGCACAAUGGCCAGCAGCUGCCUCUGCAGCAGAUCACCUACAAGCUGAACCAGGUGACCACCUAUCUAGGCAGCCAGCAGGAUAGGCCCAAGCGCAAGGCCCAGCAAGUGGAUCGUCGCCCCCUGAUCAGCAGCAGUCAUCAGUUAGUCACGUGUCCGCGCAACGAGCUGCUCAACUUCCAGCACCUGCACACGCUCCAAGUGCCACAGAUGCCCCCCACGAUGGGGGCGAAAGUUUGCGACUGCCUUCACUUUGGCUACGAGCUGGAGGUUCUAGUGCAGACCAAGAAUCCCCAACGUUAUAUCUCAGCUCGAAUGCCCAUCAUCAUAUAUCAGGCGCCCAGCCCAAAACAGGAGUUGGCCUUUUCCCAGCCAGUGGGCAUCGCCAGUGCGCCGAGUCGAACCCCGGAGGCAAACAACUUCUCCAUGGCUGCUCCUCAGCUGAGCGCCUCCAUGAGCUCGUUGCCUUCUCAUUUUCGUGAGGCCGAGUUCAUGAUAGCCACCAAUCUGAACAAGGAUAAGCACGCCAUGUCCGGGGAACAGAUGGAUUUUAGACCCCGUUAUCUCUACUACGAAAUGGAUCAUGCUGAAGCGGAAAAAAAUCUCUAG